CCCGAUAGCCCCCUUCCCCUUCCCGAUCAGCCCCUUCUUAGCCCCCCUCCCGUUCCCGACAGCCCCCUUCCCAUCCACUUCCCAUUCCUGACCAGUCUCCCUUCUCCGUCCAUUCCUAAAUAGCUUGAAUCCCUCCAGAAAUUUCAGAUCUGAGUAAAUCAAGGUCAAUGUCGGAUUUGCUCAGGCUCAAGGUGGAGGACAAGUUUGCUCCAUCCACCAGAGUCGUCAUCGAGUACCGGAUUUGUCUCAACUACCGAAGCUCGUCGUCGGAUGGAUGAAGGUCGGAGAUGGAAAGCGAAGCUCGAACUACCGCUACGAGUGCCGGCGUCGCUGGCCGUCGACGAUAAAGGACUGGGGCGGCAGGCUAGACACACAGGCUGGAGGCAGGUGCGCCAGUGUUCCGUCCAUUAAGCUUUGUCGCAGAUGGCUUCGUGACUGGAGCUUCUUCGAAGAAAAAACCUGCCCUGCGGAGGAGUUUGGAGGCCGAGAUCUGCGAUGCGCUAAGAGACGGGAGUGAGAUGCAAAUUUAAUAUUUGAGGGCACUUUGGUCUCUACAGCUUUUUUAAUCUCUUUUGUGUCCAUACGUAAAUCAUGUUUAAUUUUGUCAAGUGUAAAGCCCAUUGUCUUACUCUUGUCAUUAUUUCAAUUUUUUAGAGGAAAACUUCGUUCGAGGGUUAGACACUCUCCCUGAGUUGCCCGCUCCGUCGUCUCACAGUCUCACGGCGGCCGGCGCAUCUCUCUUCUCUUCGCUCUUGCCCCGCACUCUCUCAGCUUGCCUCUCUUCGGUUCGAUUCCCAGCAUUUCACCCCAGCAUCCAGUCGUUCCAGCAGUCUUCCUGCCUCAGGCUUUCUGCCGUUCAAUAUGGGCCUUUCAAAUUUACAAGAAGGCUCUUUAUUAGUUUUCAUGAGUGUCUUCAUCAUUUGGCGCCUCCAAUUAUAUUGGCUUUGGCUUGGUUUCAAGAUUAUGGUUGAGCUAGAGUACAACGGAAUGCUUUGUGCACCACGAUUUCUCUGUAUAAUAACAUUGGUAAGAUUACAAUACAUACGGUUCUAAUAAAACUGUAAAGUUAAAGCGAUGACAUAUGGACAUGAGAUUUCUGUUGUGGAUCAACACUAGAAACUUUACCAAACUUAUCUUAUUAUUAAUGCAAUGGUUUCACAUGUCUAUGCUAACUUCAAUGUUCAAGAAUCAAUUGAAAAUCAAAAGAAGUGAAAACUUCUAAAAAGGCAAAGUCUGAUGCAAAUAGACGGAAGAGGAAAAAAAUGUUACUCUAACAAAAGAGAGGUCUAAGACCGGGCUGGACUUCACCAAGGUAGAUCAUCCCAUAAUCAAGAUGAUUGAUGGAAAGAAAAUUGGCGUAGGGAAUACCAAGAGGGCACAAUGUAAGUAUUACCCUACCCACCUUGCUUGUCAUUCUACUAACAAUGGAACUAGUAGUCUUAGAAAACUCAUUGAGCAAGUUUGCCUAGGAUACGGAUGGAGGACAUAUUUGAGUAAGGGUUAGACCCAUUUAUACUUUGAUGGGUCUGAUGAAGAUGUUUUAAACUGGCCUCAAGAAAAUUGUGUCAUUGCUGCUACUGAGAUGAUUGUGAUAGAUGAGCUACCCUUUAAUGCCAUCGAAAGGCCUGGAUUUAAAAGGUUUUGCAGAGUAGCUAUCCCUAAAUUUGUCAUUCUGUGUAAGAAAACCAUUGUAAAAACUUUUUUAAGGAUGUACGAUGCAAAAAAGGCAGAAAAAGGAGCUAAGGAACCAUUGUGUGUGUGUUUGAUAAGUGAUACAUGGACAUCAAUUCAGAACAUAAACUACAUGGUUAUUACGGAUCCAUUCAUUGAUAAUGGUUGGAGAAUGCAUAAGAGAGUGCUUAACUUUUGUCUCAUUCCUAACCAUCAAGGACAAACGAUAGGUAAGAUUCUGGAAUGUUGUUUAUUGCAGUGGGAAUCAAGAGGGUCUUGACUAUUACAAUAGAUAAUGCGUCAGCUAACAAGGUAACAUUUGAUUACAUUCAAAAGAAGUUGUCUAAUAUUGAUCCAUAACAAUUAUUUGGAGGAAUGUUUCUACGUGUGAGGUGCUUAGCUCAUAUUAUAAACCUGAUUGUUAAGUCCGGUUUGCAUAUGUUAUACAAAUCUAUAGCUAACAUUAGAAAUGAAGUUAGAUAUGUUAGAAGCUCUCCAGCUACACUGGAACAUCAAUAAAAUGAAAACCUAAAUGGAAACCUAAACAUCAAUAAAGUGUGUGUUAGACGUUCCAACAAAAUGGAAUUCCACAUACGUCAUGUUGGAUACUGCAUUGCUGGUGAAAACGAGAUUUAAUAGGAUGGCUGAAGAGGAGGAUGUGAGGUGGAGGAGUUACUUUGAUGAGAAUGAAUAUGUAGGUGAGGAAGACAAAGAGUAUGUAGUUGAAUCACCAUGAUGAAGGAUAGGUCCACUGGCUGAAUCAGAUUGGGCCAAAGCUGUUGUCUUUGUGAAGUUUUUGAAAAUAUUGUUUGACGUAACAGUGAUGGUGAGUGCAACAAACCGCCCCACUUCAUCCAAAGCCUUCCAUCACAUGAUUAUGAUUGAGUCAGAGAUUGAGGACUUGUUGAAUGAUACAUUGAUACCGAUUGUCUGUUUUAAGUAUCUUGUUCGUCAUGAUUUUUUUUGGAUAAUAUAAGUUUUCCUUCAUUUCAAAGUUGAAGGGGGUACCGAAGAAGAACACAUGUAUGAGGACUGUCCCACUCCCACAGAUAUUUUGAUCUCCUUAAAUGAGGUGGGAGAUGACAAGUACCCUACUUUAACACCCCACACUCCAUUUGAAAACUUGGAGUGGGAUGGCCUUGGUGAUGAUGUGGUAACUGCCGGUGUAGACAUGAUGGCCCUCGAAGAAGCUAGUAUGAAAGAAGUGAGAAAGAGAAAGAGGUUGCCAUCAAAGUACAUUUACAGCCCAUUCAAAGAGGCCGAAGGUUGGAGGUUACCAUAAGCCCAACUCUACUUUAACUAAGUGAUGAAGAAUGUGAAUCCUUCAAAGCAUGGGUGGAGGAAGAUGCUGAGUUUGAACCGUGCGUACUUGAGAUUGUUAUCCUAUCAUCUUACCCGACAAAUAGGGCCUUCUUCCGAGAGCUGAUUGAUGAAACCGCAUGGCUAAGUCGCCAGCAUUUGGAUGCACUUGUUCUUCUAUUUCGCAAAUGCAUACACGCCGAGGCCUACCAAAUCAUGAGUCCUUUGUUCGCGUACCAACUUUUACAGAAGGAUAUAGUUGACGAUUCACAAUGAAGUGGGAACCGAUUGCUUAGCAGAAUGGACUGGACGCAGUUUGAAAAGGUGUUCAUGCCGUUGCAUAGUGAUGGAAAACACUAGGUGUUGUCUGAAAUUGACUUACUCAAUAAGGUCGUACGGGUAUACGAUUCUAUGAAGACGCGUAGAUUAGUUGGAUCUGUGAGACUUUUGUGUAUGAGACUUCCACUGCUGUUUAAAAAUAUAAAAUGCAACCCCGCUCUUAGCGCCACAGCAGAUUCACACCCUUGGAGAGUGGAGGCAGUGGACAAUGUUCCACAACAUCAACCCGGAUCCGGUGUUUGUGCCGUCAUGGUUAUGGCCUUUGCCGAAGCACUCUUGCAGAAGUUUCCAUUGCUGCCCGAGUGUGCGUAUGAGAACAUGGCAGCAAAAAGAUGUGAAUUCACAAUGAGGCUGUGGAGUUUGAGGAAGCGAUCGAGUUAGACAAGAUUAUUGGAGGAUGAGUUUGGUUGUAAAACAUUUAUGUAACGUUACUAUAUACUCCCUCCAUCCCUAUUAUAUCUUCCAAAUAGGUUUGGCACACAGUUUAAGAUAGUGAGUAUUGUGUGGUGGUGAGUUGUGCAGAGGAGGGACUAGGGAGAAAUGUGUUAAGAAUUGCUAUGAACCAUAAAUUUUGGCCAAAAAGGGAAAGUUGGAAGUUUAUUUAGGGACAGAGGGAGUACAUUUUAUUUUGGUCAUUGUUUGCCUACAUGGAUUUGGUUGUUAAAUGUAGGAGGUUGUACAAUGUUACACUAUCAAUGUUGUACAAUGUCCUAGAAUGUACUCCCAAGGAUUACCAGAAUGGGUGGCAUACACUCUUGGUUUUUGUGACAAUAUAUACGGAUGAUGCAUUUGCUUGUGAAGAAGAAAAACCUUGUAUGUGUUAUACGACUUUGUCUGUG
Molecule: messenger RNA, 4148 nt
Organism: Cuscuta epithymum
Lineage: Eukaryota; Viridiplantae; Streptophyta; Magnoliopsida; Solanales; Convolvulaceae
Source: the annotation of a GenBank genome assembly